AUGUUGGCUUGUAAACCCGCCUCAACUCCUAUAGAGGUUAGUCACCAACUCACUCAUAACACAGGUGAACUUCUUGCAGACCCUUCCACAUAUAGACGACUCGUCGGUCGCUUGCUCUACCUCACAGUCACUCGGCCAGACAUCACUUAUGCAGUUAAUCUCCUUUCGCAAUUCAUGUCAGCACCACGUGACAUGCAUUGGCAAGCCGCGCUUAGGGUCGUGCGUUAUCUCAAAAAUUCACCAGAUCUUGGCAUUCUUUUAUCUACACAUAGUUCUUUAAAGUUACAUGCCUAUUGUGAUGCUGAUUGGGCUUCAUGUCCAACCACACGACGCUCAACUACGGGAUACUGCACUUUUCUAGGAACAAGUCCCCUAUCCUGGCGAACAAAGAAGCAAACAACAGUAUCACGAUCCUCUGCUGAAGCUGAAUAUCGUGCCAUGGCCUAUGCAGCUAGUGAAAUCACUUGGCUUCAAUUACUCCUAUCAGAAUUAGAUAUACCAGUUCAUCCUGCACAAUUGCAUUGUGACAAUCAAGUGGAAAUCGACUGUCAUUUCGUACGAGAGAAAAUUAAUGACGGCACACUACGCACUACUUUCGUUCCAUCUAAUCAACAACUAGCCGACAUAUUUACGAAGAGCCUCCUUCCUCAACCGUUCGACGCCAUCACUUCCAAGCUCAUGUACCACCCUUGA
Ipomoea nil (Japanese morning glory) is the source of this 693-nucleotide messenger RNA. RefSeq lists its product as uncharacterized. Bases 1 to 693 code for a protein of 230 amino acids. The transcript has a single exon. NCBI's taxonomy places the organism in Eukaryota, Viridiplantae, Streptophyta, Magnoliopsida, Solanales, Convolvulaceae. The record is from RefSeq and is a predicted model, not a curated record.